This is a messenger RNA of Larimichthys crocea (large yellow croaker), 1404 nucleotides long. It is a transcript of the gene sox8, whose product is annotated as SRY-box 8. The record is from RefSeq and is marked provisional. Gene Ontology annotation, cellular component: nucleus. NCBI's taxonomy places the organism in Eukaryota, Metazoa, Chordata, Actinopteri, Sciaenidae. Gene Ontology annotation, biological process: morphogenesis of an epithelium; negative regulation of transcription by RNA polymerase II; neural crest cell development. Gene Ontology annotation, molecular function: RNA polymerase II cis-regulatory region sequence-specific DNA binding; DNA-binding transcription factor activity, RNA polymerase II-specific.
AUGUUAAAAAUGACAGAGGAGCAUGACAAGUGUGUCAACGACCAGCCGUGCAGUCCAUCCGGCACAAACAGCUCCAUGUCCCAGGACGAGUCCGACUCCGACGCGCCGUCCUCACCGACGGGCUCCGACGGUCAAGGAUCCCUGCUCACCGGUUUGGGCAAGAAACUGGACUCCGAGGAUGACGACCGGUUCCCAGCUUGCAUACGGGAUGCCGUCUCUCAGGUCCUAAAAGGAUACGACUGGUCCUUGGUGCCCAUGCCCGUGAGAGGGAAUGGAUCACUGAAGAGUAAACCUCACGUCAAGAGACCCAUGAAUGCGUUCAUGGUUUGGGCGCAAGCGGCCCGCAGAAAGCUGGCGGAUCAGUAUCCACACCUGCACAACGCCGAGCUGAGCAAGACUCUGGGAAAACUGUGGCGUUUGCUCUCAGAAAGUGAGAAGAGGCCAUUUGUAGAGGAAGCAGAGAGGCUUCGGGUUCAGCACAAGAAAGAUCAUCCAGACUACAAGUACCAGCCCCGGCGACGGAAGAAUGUGAAACCAGGCCAGAGCGACUCAGACUCAGGAGCAGAACUGGCACAUCACAUGUAUAAAGCUGAACCAGGCAUGGGAGGACUGGCGGGGAUUAAUGAUGGACACCACCACCCUGAACAUGCAGGGCAGCCACAUGGUCCCCCUACACCGCCCACUACUCCCAAAACAGACCUGCACCACGGGGUGAAGCAGGAUCUGAAACAUGAAGGCCGUCGUCUUGUUGACAGCAGCAGGCAAAACAUUGACUUCAGCAACGUCGACAUCUCAGAGCUCAGCACCGAUGUCAUCAGCAACAUGGAGGCCUUCGAUGUGCACGAGUUUGACCAGUACCUCCCGCUCAACGGCCACGCCUCAGGCUCCUCCACCCUGCCUUCAGAGCACAGCCACGGGCAGCCUCCAGCGCCUGGUGGCUCUUACACUUCCUCAUACAGCCACGCCGGUGCCAACGGGUCAGCAUGGAGCCGCAAGAGCACCAUGUCCUCCUCUCCCUCUGCCAGCGAGGUGGGCCAGCAUCGGCUCCACAUUAAAACAGAGCAACUGAGCCCCAGCCACUACAGCGAGCACUCCCACAGGUCACCCUCACACUCCGAUUACAGCUCCUACAGUAGCCAGGCCUGUGUCACCUCAGCCACAUCAGCUGCCUCGGCUGCAGCAUCUUUCUCCAGCUCCCAGUGUGACUAUACUGACAUCCAGAGCUCCAACUAUUACAACCCUUACUCUGGCUAUCCUUCUAGCCUCUACCAGUACCCUUACUUCCACUCAUCCAGACGGCCCUACGGCAGCCCCAUCCUCAACAGUCUGUCCAUGGCUCCUGCCCACAGCCCCACCGCCUCCAGCUGGGACCAGCCCGUCUACACCACGCUGUCUCGGCCUUAA